This is a messenger RNA of Neurospora tetraspora, 255 nucleotides long. RefSeq lists its product as uncharacterized. Bases 1 to 255 code for a protein of 84 amino acids. The record is from RefSeq and is a predicted model, not a curated record. The transcript is spliced from 2 exons. Lineage: Eukaryota; Fungi; Ascomycota; Sordariomycetes; Sordariales; Sordariaceae.
AUGACCCUCUGGCUAAUACUCUUUGCUGCAAGGAACGCCACCGAUACCGAGUUCCUUGCCAUUGCCAGAAACCCAUUGAGCCCCGUCGCUACGAACGACAUGGAGUUGACCAAGGACGGGAAUCAACAACAGUCUGCGCGCAAAGAGCACCAACAAGAAACAAGGACGCCAUGUCCUUGGCCUGCCGACGAUGACUUCGAGAACAUAAACACAAAGACCAAGCAGGCGAUUGCUGUUGAAGUGGACGUCAAAUAG